Stegastes partitus (bicolor damselfish) is the source of this 1343-nucleotide messenger RNA. RefSeq names its product opsin 4xa (gene opn4xa). The coding region runs from base 1 to 1257 and encodes 418 amino acids. The transcript has 9 exons. NCBI's taxonomy places the organism in Eukaryota, Metazoa, Chordata, Actinopteri, Pomacentridae. Gene Ontology annotation, cellular component: membrane. Gene Ontology annotation, biological process: visual perception; G protein-coupled receptor signaling pathway. Gene Ontology annotation, molecular function: G protein-coupled receptor activity. The record is from RefSeq and is a predicted model, not a curated record.
AUGGACGUGGAACACGGAUUCUAUCGGCAGGUGGAUGUCCAUGAUCACGUGCACUACAUCGUUGCCUUCUUCGUUCUGGUGAUUGGAACAGUGGGGGUUACCGGGAACGCCUUGGUCAUGUACGCCUUUUUCUGCAACAAGAAACUACGGACGCCCCCCAACUUCUUCAUCAUGAACUUGGCAGUCAGUGACUUUCUCAUGGCGAUUACACAGUCACCCAUCUUCUUUGUGAACUCCCUUUAUAAGGGUUGGAUUUUCGGUGAAACAGGCUGUAAAAUCUAUGCAUUCUGUGGGGCUUUGUUUGGAAUCACAUCAAUGAUAAACCUUCUGGCCAUCUCGGUAGACCGUUAUAUUGUCAUCACCAAGCCCCUGCACGCCAUACGAUGGACCUCCACCAGACGCACUUGCCUCAUCAUGGCCUUGGUCUGGAUGUAUUCACUGGCCUGGAGUCUUGCGCCGCUUUUGGGCUGGAGUUCAUAUAUACCAGAGGGCCUGAUGACUUCAUGCACAUGGGACUACGUGACAUCCACUCCAGCCAAUAAAAGUUACACUUUGAUGUUGUGCUGCUUCGUGUUCUUCAUCCCUCUGGGCAUUAUAUCCUAUUGUUAUUUGUGCAUGUUCCUGGCAAUUCGACAGGCGAGCAGGGAUGUGGAGAAGUUGGGUUCUCAGGUGAGGAAGUCGACCCUGAUCCAGCAGCAGUCCAUCAAGACUGAAUGGAAGCUGGCCAAGAUCGCGUUUGUGGUCAUCAUAGUGUUCGUGCUUUCCUGGUCGCCCUAUGCAUGUGUCACCCUCAUCGCCUGGGCUGGAUAUGGAAGCAUACUCAAUCCCUACUCCAAAGCCGUCCCCGCUGUUAUCGCCAAGGCAUCGGCCAUCUACAACCCUUUCAUCUACGCCAUCAUUCACUCCAAAUACAGGGACACCCUGGCAGAAAAGGUCCCCUGUCUACAUUUCCUCGCCCAGGCCCCCAGGAGGGACUGCAUAUCAGUGUCACACAGCGAGUCCUCCCUCAGGGACUCAAUGCUGAGCAGACAGUCAUCAGUCUCCAAAACCAAGUUCCACAGAGUCUCCUCCAUGUCCACAACAGACACACAGGUUUGGAGUGAUGUGGAGUUGGAUCCUAUUGACCAGAGCUUAAGGUCCAGCUAUUCCCUUGCAGCUCUGGGGGACAAAGAGUACCAGUCACUGACCAAACAGACCAAGGAAAUGAGAAGCCAAAGUGAGGAACAGGUAAGAGCAAGGUUCAGUGAACAGCUGUGACCACAAUAUAUGGCCUGAGUCUGUCAACAAAAUAAUGCCCUUGGCCUCGGGAAGGAAAGGGGAGGACAAUCUUGAGAGCUGGAAUA